Molecule: messenger RNA, 783 nt
Organism: Lontra canadensis (Northern American river otter)
Lineage: Eukaryota; Metazoa; Chordata; Mammalia; Carnivora; Mustelidae
Gene: DYNLT2
Product: t-complex-associated-testis-expressed 3
Exons: 5
Coding region: 55-645 (196 amino acids)
Biological process (GO): microtubule-based movement
Cellular component (GO): cytoplasmic dynein complex; cytoplasm
Molecular function (GO): dynein intermediate chain binding
Source: RefSeq, a predicted model, not a curated record
UUGAGCUGUCGCGGGAAGCCGCCGAGGACUUCGGGACGGGUGGAGGCGAGCCGCAUGGAGAAACGCGGGCGAGGCGCGAAGCUGUCCCCGAGCUCGGCACCGCAGCUGCAGCCGACACCGCCGCCGCCUCGGAGGGAGAGGAAGCCCAGCAUGUUCGAGAGGGAGGCAUACACACAGAUUUUGAAAGAAAGACUGAGAGACUCGAUUCAUGAUGUUCAGUAUGUAGAGCCUCCAUUCGAUGAUUCAGUUGUUGACUUGGGUAAAGAGUGGAAGAGUGCCCUGGCAAAAUUAAAGUUCGCUAAUUCAUAUAGAAUGGAGCCACUGAAAAAAUUCCAAGCUCAUUCAGUAGAAACUAAAGUCCAGCAGAUACUAACAGAAAAUCUUAAAGAUGUCAAAUACGAUGAUAAAGUCUUCUCUCGCUUGUCACUUGACUUAGCAGACCGCAUCUUGUCAGCAGUGAAAGAAUUUGGGUACCACCGUUACAAGUUCAUUAUAAAAGUAUUAUUUAUCCAGAAGACUGGUCAGGCAAUACAUAUUGCCAGCAGAUGGAUCUGGGAUGUUGCAUGGGACAGCUGGGUUGCGGCAAAACACGAAACGGAAACGUACGUCGCCUUGGCCCUGGUGUUUGCUCUCUUCUGUGAAUAGCUUGUCACAGAGGAGAAUUUCAUUUUCCUGGCAUUUGAUCAGGGACACAGGUGGUUGCUGUCUUUCCCCUCUCCCCCAGACUUUGACAUUUGUUUAACUUGAUACAAUCUGGUCAUGUUCCUGUCUAUGACUAGAUGG